Miscanthus lutarioriparius is the source of this 2082-nucleotide messenger RNA. The record is from the annotation of a GenBank genome assembly. NCBI's taxonomy places the organism in Eukaryota, Viridiplantae, Streptophyta, Magnoliopsida, Poales, Poaceae.
AUGCCGAGCGGCGGGAGGCGGCUGCCGCCGUGGACGUCGCCGCGGAGCGCGGGGGCGGGGGCGCCGAGGUGGAGCCCUGCUGGUACGCCCGCGGCCGCGGGUGGACCGGGCCCGGGCCCGGACCACGGGACGCCGCCCGUGAGCGCGGGCUGCUUCGGCACGCGCGUCACGCCGCCGACGAGCGGGGGCACGCGCGUGACGCCACCGACGAGCGGGGGCGCGCGCGUCACGCCGCCGUCGACCGGGGGAUGCUCGUCGCGGCCACCUAGGCCGCCGCCUUCCCUGGAUUCGCCCUACGUGCGGGCCAAGCAGGCGCAGAUAGUUGAAAAGGACCCAAACAAGGCUGUUCCAUUGUUUUGGGCAGCUAUAAACAGUGGUGACCGGACAGAGAGCGCAUUGAAGGAUAUGGCUAAUGUACUGAAACAAGCAAAUCGGGCUGAAGAAGCCAUUGAGGCAAUAAGAUCCUUUCGUGAUCGGUGUCCCUAUGAAGCUCAGGAGUCCCUUGACAAUAUUCUUCUAGACCUAUACAAGAAAUGUGGUAGGACAGAUGAGCAGAUCGAAAUGCUGACAAUAAAGCUGCGAAUUGUUGAUGAGGAGCUAGCUUCUGGUCGGUGGAAAACAAAACUGUCUAAAUCUCAUGGAAGAGUAGUCUACCUUUCUCUCAGAGAUGAAAAAGCAAGGUUAUUGGGGAACCUUGCUUGGGCCUAUAUGCAGUCCGAAAAUUAUGAGGAAGCAGAGAUGCUCUACAGGCAAGCUCUUGCUAUAGAAGCUGACUACAACAAAGAGUGUAACUUGGCCAUCUGUUUGAUGAAGACUGGAAAGUUGGCUGAAGCUAAAUACCUGAUUCAAGCUAUACCUUACAACUGUGAUGAUGAAAGUCAUGUUAAGUCUCUCUCCCGGGCUACUGAAAUGCUUAGGGAACUUGACUUGCAAUCACUCCCCUCUCCCAUAACUCAGGCGAAGUCCAAAGAAUCACAGAUUUUUGUUGCUGAUAAUGUGGAGAUGCUUGUAGAUCUACAGCCACAAACACUAUCAACUCCUUUGAGUGAACUGAAAUAUAAAGAACCACAUAUUUCAGUUUCACAAAAUGCAGACAAGCAUGAGAAUUGCAAUUCAGGGCUUCCAUCUCCCAUAACUCAGUUGAGACGUGAAGAACCACACACUAUGGUUACUGCUGGUGCAGAAAAGAAUGAGGGAUUUGCAGAGUUUCAAGAUCUUUCUCGACUGUUCAAUGAUGCUGCUACACCUCAUUCAAUACUUGAGAAACUACGAAAGAGGCUAGUUAAAGAGGCACAAAAAACCAGUAUUCAUGAUCAGAUUCAGACUCCUACUCCAACUGAAUGCUUGCCAAACUCUGAAAGAAACCUAGAUGCUAGUGAGACUCCCAUGCAAGAAGGGAAGCUCUUGACCAAAGGUGUUAGAGAAACAUUGGCUGACAUGGUGGAUGAAGAGGAACAACAAUUGGGUGAUGACAAACCAUGGGCUGACAUGGUGGUGAAGGAUGAACAGCAAUUGGGUGAUGGCAAGUCAACACUUGGUGUGGGAACUACUGAACAAAACGGGAGCAGUAAGCAUGCAAGUAAGCUGGAGUACAGAACACCAUUGUCUUGUCAAGAAAGCAGGGCCCAUCAAAGACCAGUCAUGGGUGGUCAACUGCAUGGUUCUUCAGCAGGUUCAUGGAAACAGAAUGACUCCAAAAUCUCCAUGGAUAAGAACGUGAACCGGGAUCUUGUGAGGACUGCUCUGACAUGGAGCAAGCAUAAGGUACAGGACCACAACCAUCGAGUUUGGCAAAGGCUUGACAUAGUUCAUCCCCAUGAGAGAGCCUCAGGCACGAAGCAAGUACCACGGAGAAGCAACACAUCUCAGCGUGCUCUUUUUGCUGACUGGAAAUCAAAGGGUGAAGGAUAUGGCCAUGGUUGUGUUCCGUUUGAUGAUAACGAACACACUCAGUGUUCAAGUCACCUUGAGGCCACUCAUCACUGGCAUAAUAAUGAGGCAAGUACAGGGUCAUGGAGGGCACAGAACCGUCUGCGGGUCUUCCAGGAAAUCACAAAUGAGAUCAACCAAAAUGUUGUGUAA